CAUAACCGGAAGUUGUGGUUAUCGGCGGAAGUGACGGGCACGCAAAUCCUGAUCUUUGAACUUAAAGUAUAAAGACAUAUGUUGGUGGAUUUUGUAGACAUUAUCUGCUUCUUUACUCCACACUUCAUAAGUGAUUGAAGUUAUAACAGAAAAACGUGCGAAAAGUAUAGAGAAUUAACGCAAAAAAUCCAAUGAAUUCUGGUAAUCUGACGCUCGAGUUUGUGGUUGGGUUCCUUCUGGUGGCAUCAGCCUUCUCAUCACCGAUUUUCAAAAAUACAGAAGGACAAUACCGUUUCCCUCCGAGUUUCUAUGACAAAAUAUCAAAUGGAAAUGAUGACAAAAUAUCAAGUGGAGAUGAUGAGAGUAGUCACAAAAUUCUACCUUUUCCCCUAAUGAACAAUCAACCAAUCACAAACGACGGGACAGUUGUGGCUUAUACUAAUACUGAUGCUGGUGCAAAUAUCGAACUUUCAGAUAAUUCAUAUCCAGAUGUAGGAGACAAACUUCCGAUCCUCAGGAUGGGAGGAUCGGCAUCCUCGCACUUCCGCUUCUGGAAAAGUGUAUCCAAAAUGACAAUACCAACGGUAGAAUUUCUCCGAAAUUCUCUGGAACGUCUUGUUUUGAAUUACUGUCAGGACAACAAUGACGUCAUACCAGAUGAUUGCUUGGAUUUCUCGUUUAAUCUCGUUAAUAACUGGAAUGUACGAGAUUUUAUCCGAUCACCAUCAGACGAAGUCAUGACGAUCAAAAAACAGAAGAAAUUUGACAAGAAAUUACUUAUUGACGUCAUCCAAGUACUUCGUUACAAUCGGAGAAACCUGACCGACCUCCUUGCCAUUGAAAAACGACAUAUUUGUGGAAGCGAGGUCACUUGUGACGUUGACUGCACUAUGGGGAUCCUCCCUUUACUGUUCCUUGAAUGAUAUUAUUGUUCCUAACAUGGACGAGCUCAUCCUUGGUCUGGAAAAGGAGGCAAAACUGUACUUCGGUGCCAGAAUCAGUCGGCAGACGCCACAAAAGAUGAAUCCUGAGAAAGUGAAGUUUUAUUCAAAAUACAGAGUAUUUUUUACACUUGGGACUAUGUAUAACGUAAUGCUGCAAAUGUUCGAAACGGAAGCAGCUCUCAGUUACAUACUUGACCUCUCAAAGAUAACACGUCUCCAAGUUCGGUAGUUAUUUCAUACAACCACACUGCAUCUGUAGUAGAGUUUGCGAUCGAGCUAUUUGGAACAAAUCAUUUCAUGAUUAUAUUUGUAAAAUGUCCUAAGGAUGCUUUGAUUUUUGUGCAAAUAUUUAUUUAUCUAUUUAUUUUGUUGACUUGUUCAUUAUGUUUUUGUCAUUUGCUACCGUAAAACGAAGAGGAAUGGCGUAAACACAAACAAUAGAGAAUAACAGCCGGAUCGAUAUUGUAUAACAUAAACGUUUUAAGUAGGAUAUACCCCGAUAAUUACAGGGAUUUUUAUUUGUAUAACAUCAAAUUUACCUGUCUCAACAGCCUUCUAAGGCUUGUCCAAAUUCUAAAAAAAAAACAAUAUUAAGAUCCUGCUUCAGAAUCCGAUAUCUCGAGACAGUUGUAGGUAAACUAGUCGAAAGUAAACCAAGAUUAAUUAGAAUACAGUUUUUAUUAUUCUUUAUUUUGAUAUAUUGCUGAUGUUAUUUAUUGUCAAUUACUAUUGAGAUGUCUCUUAUCGUAACAGGGAUCAACGUCUCUAAGUCAUUUAUAGUUAAUAAUGUACAAGACUUAUUGUAUUUAGUGGGUUUUUUAAUUACAUUUUGUAUAUUUAUUUUAUCGUUUUAUUCGAAGAUGUUUAAUGACCUAGUUUUAUAUGGAAAACAUGCUGCUUUUCGCAUGAAUUCUUAUUGAUCAAUGUUUAUUUUCAAUUCUCAGGUUGUGUUUUAACAUUGGACUUUUGUCCUGUUUUGAGUAUUUAUGAAACAUCAAUUAUUUCUGCGUUAACCUGAUUAUUAAUGUAUUUACGUUAUACAAAUAUGUAAUUGGCACUUUAAGUUAUACACAAUUUGUUUUAUAUUAUAAUGUUUUAAAGUGACAUUAAUCUAUAUUUCAUUAUUUAAAAACAGUAAUUCAUCAAGUAUUAAACAGUAUGAUGACAAUUUAGCGAUCGCUUCAGAUAUCUAUUACAUAAUGAUGAAGCGCGAGAUUUUGAUAUAACUGAAUGACGAUUUAUAGCGAUACAUAUAUGUCAAACAUGUCGAUUUAACGCUAAGAUAUCUUUUAUUUGACGAAUUAACGCAACAUAUAUCUAAAACACGACAAAUUAGCACUACAUAUAUCUAAAACACGACAAAUUAGCACUACAUAUAUCUAAAACACGACAAAUUAGCACUACAUAUAUCUAAAACACGACAAAUUAGCACUACAUAUAUCGAUAACAUGACGAUUUCGCGCUAUGCAUAUGUAUAUCAUGACAAAUUAGCGCAAUAGUUAUACUAGUAUGUAACAUGACGAUUUCGUACUAACGAUAUUGAUAACAUGACAUUUUAGCGUUUUAGAUAUAUAUGUGCCAUGACGUUUUCGGGCUAUGUAUACAUGAAAAUUUAGCGCUACAAAUAUCAAUAAUGUGACACUUUAGUGCUAUAUAAAUAUAACAGGACGAUUUAGCUUUAUGUAAACAUGACAGUUUAGCGCUACAAAUAUCGAUAACAUGAAAAAUUAGUGAUAUAGAUAUAUAUAUAACAUGACGUUUUAGCGUUAUGCACAUGCAUAGCAUAAUUUAGCGCUACAAAUAUCGAUAAGAUGACAACUUAGCCCUAUAUAUAUAACAUGAGGAUUUAGAUGCUGAUUUAGCACUACAAAUAUCGAUAACAUGACAACUUAACACUGUAAAUAUCGAUAACAUGACGAAUUGAUACUGCAGAUAUCAAUAACAUGGCGUUAAGCGCUACAUAUAUUUAUAACAGGAUGAUUUAGCGUUAUUGAUAUAUUUAGUUAUACGAAGUGUAUAACUUUUAGGAACACAAGAAUUCCGAGAUAAGGGAUAUUUAAUGCAUUUAUUAGAAAAUUAAAAUGAUUGCGGAUAAUAUCACAAGUCGCUUCAUUGAUUUUCAUAUUGAUGUUUUUGAGAAAAUUCUAUCCAUGAAAACAAUGGUUGCUGUUUAUUGUUUUUUCUUUAAAUAUCAGGGUUUUUUUUUACCGUUUUACCCUCCUUUGAUAUUUAUAAAAGUAUUUACAACAUAUUGUUAUGUUCUGGUGCUAUAUAUAUGCAUGUACAGUUGUCGUAGAGAUACUAGAUAUGUUUACUUACGAAACCGUAUACGUUUACUUGCCAAGUGAAUGCAUAAUAUGUCAUACAUUUUUCAUGUAGUUAUUUUUAAUUUGAUCAUUGUUGUAUGUGAAUUAAAUGCUAAAAUAUACAGACCU
This is a messenger RNA of Pecten maximus, 3379 nucleotides long. RefSeq lists its product as uncharacterized. The coding region runs from base 192 to 923 and encodes 243 amino acids. The transcript is spliced from 5 exons. Lineage: Eukaryota; Metazoa; Mollusca; Bivalvia; Pectinida; Pectinidae. The record is from RefSeq and is a predicted model, not a curated record.